Messenger RNA from Phoenix dactylifera (date palm), 3037 nucleotides. Lineage: Eukaryota; Viridiplantae; Streptophyta; Magnoliopsida; Arecales; Arecaceae. The record is from RefSeq and is a predicted model, not a curated record.
UAGAGACAACUCAAACGAAGCGCAGAGAAAGAGGGAACCAAAAUUCCGGCGACUACGGCCGCAGCCGGCGGCGGAAACCAGUGCUGGAUGAUAAAAAAAUUCCAUUUUACGAUGCUUUCCGGCAAGAAGUCACGGCCUUUCCACUGCCUUUCGAUCCUAUUUUUCUCCUCCGCGUCAGCCGUCGCCUCAGACGGCCGGCAAAUGGACACCGAGAACGAGUGGGAGAGACUCCUCAAACCUUUCGAUCUCGAAGAGCUCCGGAAGUCCCUCAAUCGAAUUACCCCUCGAAGACUGUGCAAAUUGUUCGAACUCCCCCUCGACAUUCCGACUUCGAUGCAACUUUUCCACUGGGCGGGCUCCCAGAAGGCCUACGGCCACUCCUUCGAUGUCUACUAUACUCUCAUUAGGAAAUUGGGUGAUGCCGGAGAGUUCAAGCUCAUAGAUCAGCUACUGCACCAGUCCAAAGAGGAAGGAAUUGUUUUAAGAGAGCCUUUGUUCAUUGUGAUCAUGGCUUGUUAUGGAAAAAACGGUUUGCCCGGUGCUGCAGUCCAGCUGCUCGAUGAAAUGACCGAAGUGUUCGGCUGCAAACCGACCUUCCGAUCAUACAAUGUGGCUUUGGAUUUAUUGGUCGCGGCGAACUGUCACAGGAUAGCGGCUAAUUUGUUCUUCAAAAUGCUUCAUAGAGGAAUCGCUCCGACCACUUUCACUUUUUCAGUUGUGAUAAAGGCACUGUGCUCUGUGAAUGAGGUGGACUCAGCAAGCUCGCUCCUUAGGAGUAUGGCAAGGCAUGGGUGUGUACCCGACUCGAUUAUAUAUCAGACUCUAAUACAUGCUCUCUACAAGAAGAAUAGAGCAUGUGAGGCAUUGAAGCUUCUGGAGGAGAUGUUUGUCAUGGGCUGUUCACCAGAUGUCAAUACCUUCAAUGAUGUUAUUCAUGGACUUUGCAAGCUUGGUCAUUUACGUGACGCAGCCAAGUUGGUUGAUAGGAUGCUGCUUCGAGGGUGCACCCCAAGUUCGCUUACCUAUGGAGUUUUGCUCCAGGGCUUGUGUCGGAAAGGACAAUUGGAUGAAGCAAGAGCGUUCUUAAGUAAAGUUCCCAACUUGAAUGUGGUUUUGUUUAAUACAGUGAUCAAUGGGUACUUGAAUGAAGGAAAAUUUAGAGAAGCAAAAGAUGUUUACGAUAAUUUGAUACAAAGUGGAUGCUAUCCAGAUGUUUACACAUACAACAUCAUGAUGCGUGGCCUCUGCAAGGCAGGGAGAUUGGGAUCAGCCGUGCAAUUACUUAAUGAGAUGGAGGCAAAGGGUUGCGUGCCAAAUAUCAUCACUUACACAAUUUUGAUUGAUAGGUUCUGCAAGGAUGGUCGGUGGGAGGAUACUAAUAUGAUUUUAGAGAAAAUGUCUUCAAAAGGCUUAAGUCUUAAUACUGUAGGAUAUAAUUGCCUUAUUUGUGCUCUGUGCAAGGACCAUAAAGUUGAUGAGGCCAUGGAACUGCUUGAAAAGAUGAAGAGAGAAGGCUGCAAGCCUGAUAUAUUCACAUUCAAUUCUCUAAUUUAUGGCUUGUGCAUGGAUAACCAAAUGGAGGAAGCACAACAAUUAUAUGAUGAUUUAUUAUUGGAGGGUGUUGUUGCCAACAAUGUAACUUAUAACACACUGGUUCAUGCAUUAUUACGGAACAGCAGAUGGCAGGAAGCUUUGAAACUCACUAAUGAGAUGGCAAUCCAUGGUUUCUCAGCUGAUUUAAUAACCUACAAUGGUCUGAUUAAAGCUCUCUGCAAAGCUGGAGAUGUUGAUAAGGGUUUGGGACUGUUUGAGGAGAUGAUGACAAAGGGUGUUCAACCUAGCAAUGUUUCUUUUAAUCUUUUAAUUGAUGGACUAUGUAAAACAAGAAGAGUACAUGAUGCGCUUGAACUCUUAAAGGAAAUGCUACAUCGGGGCUGCACACCAGAUAUAGUGACUUACAAUAGUCUGAUAAAUGGCCUAUGCAAGAUGGGGUGGAUGCAUGCAGCUUUGAACCUCUUAGAAAAGCUACAUGCUGAAGGGUUAGCUCCAGAUAUGGUCACUUACAAUAUUCUUAUCAGCUGGCACUGCAAGGCAAACAUGCUCGAUGAUGCUAACAUGCUUCUUAACAGAGCAGUGAAUAAUGGAAUCAUGCCCAAUUCUCUCACCUGGGACAUACUGGUGAACAAUUUCAUUAGAGAGCAAACUCUUUUGGUACAAGAGAACCAAAGACAGACAGAAAAAGCAACCCUUCAUCAGCCCUAAAUAGUUUCCGAGGCUGCUCCACUUGAAAAUGGCCGCUAAAUGACAUACUAAGGUGGUUUGGCAAGGCAUUUAUGGGAAUGGAUUUAUUACUGGCCUGCUGAUCUACAUCCUGAACCCUAGCAGCCUGUGGGAAUUUUGAAGGAAGCUCACAUCAUAUGCAUAAGGAACAUAGCAUGGAAGUUGCAGUUACUUUUCUUCGUCAUUAGGGAUAUAACUACUUGGUCAAUUUACUUCCAUUGAAUUUGGUGACAAUGUUGAUAUUCCAUAUCCUUCAACUAGCCUGGUUUUGUCAAUUGGUGGCAUAAUGGAGUUAUCAUAGCCAGCAUCUCCAUGACCUUAUAAUGGAUGUUGCAAAGAAACCUUGGCAGACUUUUAUGUGCUGGUCUAUUAAAAGUUUAGUGCAAACAAACAAGUUCUUUAAGAAGCUUCAGCAUUUGGUUUGGAAUGUUGGAAGUCCCAUUGUUGAUCAAACGCUGAAGUAGUUCUAGUACCGAGUUGGUAUGCCUAAGAGCCAUUUUCAUUGGUUGAGUAUAAUUUUUGAAAGUCAUAUUUAUCUUCUGUAGUUCAGAUAUGCAUUUUACUGUUGUAUGUGUGUGUGUUUUGGUGGUCCAAAAAGAUUUAUGAACAGUUUCACUAAUAAUGUCAUGAAAUUGGAACAUACAUGUUCACAUCUUGUACUCUGGAAUUUUUGAAAAUCAUAAAAGUUGUGUACUUUAUUGUUCCAAAAAGAUUUAUGAACAGUUUCACUAAUAAUGUCAUGAAAUUGGAACAUACA